AUGUCGAAAGCCAAUGAGAAGUUGCCAGACCUUUUGGCAGAUGCUGUCUUGAAGGAAUCAGUGCCAAUUCCGGAUGACUUCGUUAAAGUGCAAGGUAUCGAUUACUCAAAGCCUGAGGCGACGGAUAUGAGGGCCAGCGACUUGAUUGAUGCUAUGAAGACUAUGGGUUUUCAGGCUAGUUCGCUGGGACAAGCGUGUGAGAUCAUCAACAGCAUGAGAUCGUGGAGAGGAAGACAUAAGGAUGAGCUAGAGGAGCACGAGAAGAAAGGGUCUUUUGACGAUGAGGGAUAUCAAAAGACUACGAUUUUCAUGGGCUAUACCUCCAACCUGAUCAGUUCCGGGCUACGUGAGACUCUGGCGUACUUAGUGAAGAACCGGAUGGUGGACGCGGUGGUUGCCAGUGCUGGUGGCAUCGAGGAAGAUCUCAUCAAGUGUUUGGCGCCAACCUUCUUGGGCAAAUUCUCUUUGAAAGGUGCAUCCUUGCGUGAGCAAGGUUUGAACCGUAUAGGAAAUCUUCUGGUGCCCAACGACAAUUACUGCAAGUUUGAAGAAUGGAUCGUGCCUAUCCUGGACAAGAUGCUGGAAGAGCAGGAUGAGUACGUUGCCAAGAACGGCGCAGACUGCUUGGAGGCUAACCAGGACGUGGACUCCCCGAUCUGGACUCCAUCCAAGAUGAUCGACCGAUUGGGCAAGGAGAUUGACGACGAGUCCUCCGUCCUCUACUGGGCCCACAAGAACAAGAUUCCGGUUUUCUGCCCUUCGAUCACGGAUGGGUCCAUCGGUGAUAUGCUUUUCUUCCAUACUUUCAAAGCGUCUCCAAAACAAUUGAGAGUCGACGUUGUAGCAGACAUCCGCAAGAUCAAUUCGAUCUCCAUGGAGGCCUCGAGGGCCGGUAUGAUCAUUCUGGGUGGAGGCCUAAUCAAGCAUCAUAUCGCCAAUGCUUGUCUGAUGAGAAACGGUGCAGACUACGCUGUAUACAUCAACACCGGGCAGGAGUUUGACGGCUCCGAUGCUGGAGCCAGACCCGACGAAGCCGUCUCCUGGGGCAAAAUCAAGGCAACGGCUAGAUCCGUCAAGGUUUACGCCGAUGCUACUAUCGUCUUCCCAUUGGUGGUGGCCGCUACUUUCGCCAGUGGCAAGAAGCUUGACAAGACUAGCGAUUGA
This is a messenger RNA of Torulaspora globosa, 1164 nucleotides long. RefSeq names its product deoxyhypusine synthase (gene DYS1). Gene Ontology annotation, biological process: peptidyl-hypusine biosynthetic process. Gene Ontology annotation, molecular function: deoxyhypusine synthase activity. Gene Ontology annotation, cellular component: cytoplasm. Bases 1 to 1164 code for a protein of 387 amino acids. The record is from RefSeq and is a predicted model, not a curated record. Lineage: Eukaryota; Fungi; Ascomycota; Saccharomycetes; Saccharomycetales; Saccharomycetaceae. The transcript has a single exon.